Pteronotus mesoamericanus is the source of this 2073-nucleotide messenger RNA. RefSeq names its product cytoskeleton associated protein 2 (gene CKAP2). NCBI's taxonomy places the organism in Eukaryota, Metazoa, Chordata, Mammalia, Chiroptera, Mormoopidae. The transcript has 9 exons. The record is from RefSeq and is a predicted model, not a curated record. Gene Ontology annotation, cellular component: microtubule cytoskeleton. Gene Ontology annotation, biological process: negative regulation of microtubule depolymerization. The coding region runs from base 1 to 2073 and encodes 690 amino acids.
AUGAGCACCCCAGUGGUGCCGCGCGACCUGCCGCUUCCCCCGAAUCAGAGGGCCCAGUUCGCGUGCGGAGAGCAAAGAAAACAAAAACUCAAGGAACAUAUGUUGAAAAGAAAAACUUUUUUUGCGUACAAACAGGAAAAUCAGAUACUAUCCAGUAGUAGAAACCAGAGAGUGAUGGCAUCUGAGGGUCAGGUCCAAGAAGAGACAAAAGCUCUGAAACUUAAGGCAAAAAUGGAUGAUAAAGAAAAUGUCCAUAGACCUACAAAGAGCAAAAAUAAUAUAACAAUGGAGAAAACCUGUAUUCCUUUAAAACCUUCUAAGGAAUUAACCAAUUCAACUAUAGUAAUUGAUGCACCUAAUUUGGAGAAUAAUAAUCAAACUCUGCAGUCGUUACCAAUUAAAAAUGAGCCCCAAGGUCAACGUCUGACAUUAAGCCAAACCUUCCAUAUUAAAAACAAUAAUAAAAAGAAACAAGUGGCUACAGAAAAACCAAAGCAAGAUGCUAACAUGCUCAAGAAACCUGUGCUUGGAUCUUAUCGGGGCCAAAUUGUUCAGUCUAAGGUUAACUCAUUUAGAAAACCUGUACAAGUCAAAGAUGAGAGUUCUGCAGCGGCAAACAAACUUGCAGCUACUGUCUCCAAAGCCACAAAACCUCAACCCGCGAGCACCAGCAGCGUCCCAGGGAAAAGCCAUAGAGCCCCGGCUGUGAUGAUUAGCACUAAAUCUGCGAGCACUACAUCUCAGAGCAAACAGCUUUUGCGUCCCCCCAUUAGACGUCACUACAGUAAUGCCCGUGAUACCCAGGACUCCCUGAAGCAAGGCAUCAGUAGACCCUCUUUCCAUGUAACAAUUCGGAAAGGGUCUCGUGACAAAGAAAUAGCACAGUUAAAUCCAGUUUCAUCCAGUGUCAAAGCCAGUUCUUUUCAGGAAGUAAAAAGAAAUAAGACACUACUAUCCAGAAGCAUCACAUCUGAAAUUAUAGCCAGGCCCGCCUCGUUGUCCAAUACCAGACUGAUAGAACAGUCAAAAACCAUUGACCAGCGCAGACACACUAUAGCAAAAGCAACUAUCGAUAGUAGGUCGGCUCAGCCCAAAGAAACUGCAGCAGAGCGAAAAGCUCGCCUUGGUGAGUGGAGAGCCAGCAAAGGAAGGGCGCUGAAAAGGCCCCCCAGCUCAGCGGCCGCCCAGCCUCCGUCUGCAGGACAGGAAGGGAAGCCGGUGGGCUCCUUCUGGACCACCAUGGCAGAGGAAGACGAACAGAGGUUAUUCACUGAGAAAGUGAACAAGACAUUUUCUGAAUGUCUAAACCUGAUUAAUGAGGGAUGCCCAAAAGAAGAAAUAUUGGGGACACUGAAUGACCUGGUUAAAGAUAUUCCAGAUGCCAAAAAACUUGUUAAAUAUUGGAUAUGCCUUGCACGUAUCGAACCACUCACAAGCUCUAUUGAAAAUAUUAUCUCAAUUUAUGAAAAGGCCAUUCUGGCAGGAGCUCAGCCUAUUGAAGAAAUGCGACAUGCAAUUGUAGAUAUUCUAACAAUGAAGAGUCAAGAAAAAGUUAAACUUGGAGAAAAUUUUGAGGAGGCUUGUACAACCAAGGAGCAAAUCCAAGAAGCCCACCCUGAAGAUACUGGUGUUAAUGUGGAGUCAGAAAAACCUGAAAUGGAAAAUAAACACCACAGAAGUGUGGUGUUUCAAGAUUGUGAAAAAGAGCACAUUGACAAAACAAAAGAUCCAACCAAUGAUGCUAAAACCCCCAACACAGAAACUAGGAAUAGUUGCUUAAUUAAAUAUAAUGUGUCUACUACACCAUACUUGCAAAGUGUAAAAAAGAAAAUGCAGUUUGAUGAAAUAAAUUCUACACUUAAAGAGCUGAAGUUUCUAACACCAGUUAGACGUUCUAGGCGCCUUCAGGACAAGACUUCUAAAUUGCCUGAUAUGUUAAAAGACCACUAUCCUUGUGUGUCUUCAUUAGAACAGUUAACAGAGUUGGGAGAUGAAAUGGAUGCUUUUAUAUGCCGCCCCAAUGCAGCCCUGUGCCGGAUGUAUUUGGAGACUGAAACGACGUCAGAGAAAUAA